Messenger RNA from Microbotryum saponariae, 450 nucleotides. The record is from the annotation of a GenBank genome assembly. Lineage: Eukaryota; Fungi; Basidiomycota; Microbotryomycetes; Microbotryales; Microbotryaceae.
AUGUCAUCUACAGCAGCCCCUCUAGAUACACGAAUUCAACUGCUCUUAGCCGACGUGCUCGAGAUUCCAGAUGAGCAAUUCGCCGCUAUGUCUCCUGUUGCCGAGCUCACUGUCGGCGAGCUUCUCGCGUUCAAAUACACCCGGCCUGACCUGACCGCAACGCUCACCGUACCCGAAUUCGAGCCAACAUUUCAUCAGCAUCAGAUUCGCCCCGUUAGCACCACCCGCGCAUUAUUCAACAAAAGUCACGAACUUCGAGUAUUGUACGCCUCCGGCUGUCAUUCCAUCGAGGUUCGUGACUGUUGUCGAAUACUGCGCGGAUGGUGCUACUGGGUCGGAUCUGAUGUUGAUGGAACGUUGGCUCGAGUUGGAUACGUCGAGCGUCGUGGUCAGUUCAGGCCGGGUAAAGUCGAACGCGAGAAGCUCGCCAACAGUGAGCUCGACAACUGA